UCCGGUGCGGAGACCACACACCCCGACCCCUCCAGGACCCCAUGGCUGCUCCCGGGCCGGUGGAGCUGGGCUUCGCCGAGGAGGCACCGGCCUGGAGGCUGCGCAGCGAGCAGUUCCCGAGCAAAGUGGGCGGGCGGCCCGCGUGGCUCGGCCUGGCGGGGCUGCCGGGGCCCGGGGCGCUGGCGUGCGCGCGCUGCGGCCGCCCGCUCGCCUUCCUGCUGCAGGUGUACGCGCCGCUGCCCGGCCGGGACGACGCCUUCCACCGCAGCCUCUUCCUCUUCUGCUGUCGCGAGCCGCCGUGCUGCGCCGGCCUGCGAGUUUUUCGUAAUCAGCUACCGAGGAAAAAUGUGUUUUACUCAUACGAGCCACCUUCUGAGACGGGAGCUUCAGACAGUGGAGAAUGUGCGUGCCUCCAGCUUAAGACAGGAGCCCAUCUCUGUAGGGUUUGUGGCUGCCUGGGCCCUAAAGCCUGCUCUAGGUGCAAGCAGGCACAUUACUGCAGUAAGGAGCAUCAGACACUGGACUGGCGGCUGGGACACAAGCAGGCUUGUGUACAGUCAGAUCCUUUAAACCAGACAAUUCCAGAUCACAACUUCCUGUUUCCAGAAUUUGAAAUUAUAACAGAAGCAGAAGAUGAGAUUAUACCCGAGGCUGUAGAAAUGGAAGAUUAUUCUGACGUCACAGAAAGCAUGGGGAGGAUACCCGAGGAAGAACUAGAUUCCAUGGCAAAGCAUGAAUCCAAGGAAGAUCACAUUUUUCAAAAGUUUAAAUCCAAAAUAGCCCUUGAACCAGAACAGAUUCUCAGGUACGGAAGAGGUAUUAAACCCAUCUGGAUUUCUGGUGAAAAUAUCCCUCAUGAAAAAGAUAUUCCAGAUUGCCCCUGUGGUGCCAAGAGGAUAUUUGAAUUCCAGGUCAUGCCCCAGCUGCUAAACUACCUCAAGGCAGACACACUGGGCAGAAGUGUGGACUGGGGCAUCCUGGCAGUCUUCACCUGUGCUGAGAGCUGUGACCUGGGCACUGGCUACACAGAGGAGUUUGUGUGGAAACAGGAUGUGACCAAUACACCCGGACAAGGGCUAAAUCCUUAAAACCGUUCCUUAUGCCUCAGGACCCCACAAUUCCAUCUCUAGGACUUUAUCCUAAGAAAGUAGUUACCAAAGACUUACAUAAGUAUAAAAAUGUUGCUUGAUACAUUAUUUACAAUGUCUCUGUAUUACUAAAACAAGUGUCCAAGGAUGGGACUUUCAUUUUUUGUAUGUCCAUAAUGAAGGGUGACACUUGGUGCUACAGACAUACAUGGGUGCCCAGGGGGUACAGGGUAUCAUACCAGGAUGUCACACUUAUGUUGAUGGCAUGUUAAUAGACAUACAUAUAUGUGUACAUAGGAAUAAUCUGGAGAGAUGGCUCAGUUGAUUGUAAUUACUAUUAGUUAUUUUUUUGCCUGUGUGUUAGGUGCACCACAUAUAUGCCUGGUGCCUUUAGAGGCCAUAAGACAAUGUGGAGUUCCCCUAGAACUGGACUUAGACACUUGGGAGAUGCUAUGGGUGCUGGGAAUCAAGCCUGGGUCCCUGCAGGAGCAGCCAGAGCCAGCUCUCCAGCUGUUAAGAGGGCUUGCUACUCUUCCAAAGGAACCAAGUUCAGUUCCUAGCACCCAAAUCAGGAAGCUCACAGCUCCAGAGAAUCUGAUGACCUUUUCUGGCCCGUGGGCACCCAGUACAUGUGGCAUAGCUCAUACAGGUGCAUAGAACAUACAAAUAAGCAAAAACUAAAAAAGAGUAUCUGGGAAGGAGCCCUGUGUUUUCCUUCUGUAACCUGCCACAUGGCAGCACUUCCC
Messenger RNA from Chionomys nivalis (European snow vole), 1834 nucleotides. It is a transcript of the gene Pdcd2, whose product is annotated as programmed cell death 2. Gene Ontology annotation, cellular component: nucleus; cytoplasm. The transcript is spliced from 6 exons. Bases 42 to 1088 code for a protein of 348 amino acids. NCBI's taxonomy places the organism in Eukaryota, Metazoa, Chordata, Mammalia, Rodentia, Cricetidae. The record is from RefSeq and is a predicted model, not a curated record.